UGACCUUCACACUGCUCACGAGUCAACAGUCCGCUUCCGGCGUUUGCACAUUCGCAGCUGUUUUCGCAUAACGCAAAUGUACUCCAUGACUUCAAGAUUGCAUUCCGGCUUUUGACAAGCGCAUUUUGUCAGCUCGCCAGCGUAUGGAGAACUCGACACUUGGAUGUCAACCAGCGGAGGUCACUUAGCCUCGGCGAUUUUCCACCGGCAAGGCCUCUCCGCUCACCGAAAGAGCAUCGCUCUUCUUGCCGCGGUGGGGCGGGUCAAACUCGGCCACGGAAGCCGCAUGAGCCCGGUCCCUCGCGAGCCUCCCCGGUGGAUGAUUUGCAGGAAAAAGAGGGAUGAAUAACCUCGGUGGGGAAGCGUCAAGCUUGGAUGUUUCCGCACCUGAAGUUUUGUUGUCACAAUGAACGGCGCUGUGCAGAGUGACGCCAAGAGACAGAACCUCUUGGAAAGGUUACUAGAUGCUGUCAAACAGUGCCAAAUCCGCUUUGGGGGCAGAAAGGAGAUCGCAACGGACUCGGACAGCAGGGUAAUCUGUCUUUGCGCCCAAUUUGAGGCAGUGCUGCAGCACGGCUUGAGAAAAAGCCGAGGUCUCGCCCUCACCGCCGCCGCCCUCAAGCAGGCUGCGGGCUUCAGCAGCAAGGUUGAAACAGAGUUCACAUUCUGGUUUUACGUGAAGGAGCAUCUCAACCGGCAUGAGCUGCAGCGCUUCUACUCCCUCCGUCACAUCUCGUCGGAGCUGGGCCGGGGUCGGGCCUGGAUGCGCUGUGCUCUUAAUGAGCAUUCGUUAGAGCGCUACCUGCACACGCUGCUCGCUGACCGACCACGCCUCGGCAUUUACUAUGAAGACUGGGCUUUCAUGCUUGAUGAAGAGAGAGCUAGUAUGCUACCCACCAUGGCUGCGGGUUUGAACUCCAUCUUCUUCGCCAUCAACAUAGACAACAGCGACCUGAAUGGGGGGCCGACGAGGGGCGGCGCGUCCACCAUGACGCACCUCCUCAAGGAGUCCACGCAGGGCAUCGGCAGCCUGUGGAAGGAGUCCACGCAGGGGGUCAGCAGCCUGCUUCGAGAGAUCAGCACCGCCACCGUUGUGGUGCCGGGAUUCUGCCCGAGGGUGGAUGGAGCCUCGGACCCACUACCUGUCCUGCCGCGUAGCACCUCUGCUGAUUCCGGCCUAAGGAAGGAGCGGCGGAGGAAAAAGAAAAUCACCAACAUCAUUUCUUUCGACGACGAUCUGGACGGAGGGGCUGAAGACGAGGAAGAGGGCGAGGACGACUUCCCCAAGACUCGUGGAAUGAGCAAGAGGCAGACCGAUCCCGUUCCAAGUAGCGUGGAGGAUGGGAUUGACCUCUUGGAGCCAUUGUUCCAUCCGUCACCUUCUCACAAUGGGCUGGACGGCACCGCGACACCGACGUGGGUGGGGUCACCCCAUCACUCUCGUACAACCCCGAUGCCGACGCCUCCUUUGACAGACCGAAAGAGCAUCGACAACGAGGAGGAGGAGGAGGAGGAAGAGGAGGAGGAGGAAGAGGAGGAAAAAUACAAAUGCAGAGCACAAAUCCAAGACGACGAGAGAAGCAAUGACCAGAUGGCGGUGGGAAGUCUGUCCAGUGUAUCCACGUGGAGCCCUGUGCAGGUAUUGAUGGAGCACAGCAGCUCAGACAUCCUCAUCCCCCUCAACGCCGCCACCCCGCAGCCAGUCAACUCCGUGGAGGACUCGCCGGCCUUUCCUGCUCAGUCUGAGUCAUCGGGGCCAGCGGGAGACUGCGAUAGCCUCAGAUCACGGCCGCAUCUGAAUAUGGAGUCCAGUCCGCUGGUGCUGUCUGCUCCGUUCAGCGGCACACCGCCAACAUCUGCUCUGCCAGAGUCCAUGACAGUCGCGGAGCUGCGACAGGCCAUUGUGGCCAUGAUGAACAGGAAGGAUGAGCUGGAGGAACAAAACGGGUCUCUCCGUAGUCUGCUGGACGGGGAAAUGGAGCAUUCAGCGGGUCUGAGGCAGGAGAUUGAACUGCUGAAGAAAAAGCUGGCUGAGCUGGAAGAGCGACACAUGGCGAAAGUCCAAGCACUGGCCAGGGAGAAUGAGGUCCUGAAGGUCCAGUUGAAGAAGUAUGUGGGGGCGGUGCAGAUGCUGAAGAGAGAGGGGAGCCAGGGCAAUGACGCGCUGUCAGUAUUACCGUUGAGUGAAGAGCACGCCCCUGCCCCUCAGAGUAAAUGCAUGGGUGACAUGGAGGAGUUGGCAGCCAGCUACGAACGCAAACUCAUCGAGGUGGCCGAGAUGCACGGAGAGUUGAUCGAGUUUAAUGAGCGCCUAUAUCGCACCCUCAUGGCCAAGGACCACCUCAUCGGGCAGAUGAGACAGGAACUUAUUGAGCUGAGAGGACCGGUCCCAGGGGAUUUGAGUCAGACGUCAGACGAUCCCAGCCUCUCCGAUUUUGAAACGGCCCAUCGCGCUCUCAUCAACGUGUGGAUCCCUUCUGUGUUCCUACAGGGCAGAGCUGCAAACGCCUACCACGUCUAUCAGGUUUACAUCCGCAUCCUGGACAACGAGUGGAAUGUGUACAGGCGCUACACCGAGUUUCGGGAGCUGCACAACUGCCUGAGGUCGCGGUUCCCACAGGUGGACGCGUUCAACUUCCCGCCAAAGAAAGCCAUCGGGAACAAGGAUGCCAAGUUUGUGGAGGAGAGGCGGAAGCAACUGCAGUGUUACCUUCGUAUGGUCAUGAACAAAGUCAUCCAGACGUUGCCGGACUUCACGGCCUGUCCCACCAAGGAGACCCUGCUGUCUUUGCUGCCUUUCUGUCUGGAUGCGCCCCAGACCGGCGACGGCGGCCCCAAGACUCCCCGCUCCAAAACUUCAUCCCGCUUCCCAAGACUGGGCCGCGGCCAGCACCAGGAAGCCAGACCGGAACCCCAAAGUGGCGACCUUUAACACACCAAGACCGUUUAUUUGUCUUUGACGUUUUCAUGAUGUCCAGGUCAGCAGCCCACCCGUGUCCAACCGCUGCCGUGAAGACUUUGAGGGCAUCCGACAUGACUUUAUGGCCAACUGUCAGCCAAAGUGAUGGCAGCGUAUUUAAAUAUAGGAGAUGCCAAGAGGCUGGACCAAAUCACACCGUACCUCUUACCUCACUAAGAGACAAACUGAACUGCCACUCUUGAGAUGCUGGCUUUUAUUUCUUACUAUGCUCCUUUCUGUAGUAAAAGUGUGUGUAGUCACAGUGCCUACAGUGUAUAUUACAGCUGUGUUGAUAGCUGAUCUAUAGCAAGUGAUUGAUUCAGUCUGGGGACUCCGUCUGCUUUAUGGUGCCAUUACAUUUGAGCUAAUCACGUCUCCCAAUCGGCCACAACGUUGGCCAAGUGCUUGGGCACUCACAGUUGGGACCUUCCUAUGUGAAGUUUGUCUGCCUCCCCGUACUUGUUUCGUCUGGUUCGCGUGAACGGCUGUUUGUGUCUAUGUGCCCUACGAUUGGCCGGCGAAGGAAGACCGCGCCCCAGAAGUCAGCUGACUUGAGGCUCCAGCUCGCCCGUGACCCAAAAUGAGGACAAGCAAUGUAGACAAUGAACAAUCUCUGGUGUGGACCACCAGGUAAUGUAUUCUUCUUUGUGUUUCCUUCCCAUGUUUUAUGAGGGCGGGGCAUUAUGCAUCAUCAUGUCCAACAAUUAUCAUACUCAAGGAUUUGGGUUGUACACCACUGACACAACACAUAACGCAUCAUCAGAGCUUAGAAUAGUUCCCAUUGAAUUGCAGGUUGAUGCCACUACAGAAAUGCCUUGUUUAAGGAUUAGGGCUCAUGUUUCCUAGCAGGAUUUAACACAGCGGCGCAUUGCAAAUGAAUGUCGUAACAAAGACUAAACACUUGAAAUGAAGCAGAGCUGCUCAUGAAGAGUGCAAGGAGAGCGUCUGCGAGCCACCAAGUGUGGAUAAUAGGGGGCUCAUGCAUAUGCAGAGCUCUCCCCAAGAUGGGUACCAGAUUCCGGGACCACGAGGGCCGAUCGUUUUCUGCAAAUUCCACUCGUCAAAACUUGGAGCUGAGGGUCACUUGUGAUUUUUCUUUUUUUUUAACCCUGGAUGGAGGUGAAAAAACAAAACGAGCUGCUUCUUUGAUGCAAAGUGUCACUUUUGGCUUCAAGAGACUUCACUUUGACUUGGUUGCUCAAUAAAGACAAAUCCUAUUGGAAUGAA
This is a messenger RNA of Hippocampus comes (tiger tail seahorse), 4186 nucleotides long. It is a transcript of the gene snx29, whose product is annotated as sorting nexin 29. Bases 407 to 2932 code for a protein of 841 amino acids. Gene Ontology annotation, molecular function: phosphatidylinositol binding. NCBI's taxonomy places the organism in Eukaryota, Metazoa, Chordata, Actinopteri, Syngnathiformes, Syngnathidae. The record is from RefSeq and is a predicted model, not a curated record. The transcript has 21 exons.